Prunus persica (peach) is the source of this 4971-nucleotide messenger RNA. RefSeq names its product probable LRR receptor-like serine/threonine-protein kinase At2g24230. The record is from RefSeq and is a predicted model, not a curated record. Gene Ontology annotation, biological process: protein phosphorylation. The transcript has a single exon. Bases 2140 to 4713 code for a protein of 857 amino acids. Gene Ontology annotation, molecular function: ATP binding; protein kinase activity; protein binding. NCBI's taxonomy places the organism in Eukaryota, Viridiplantae, Streptophyta, Magnoliopsida, Rosales, Rosaceae.
GUCAUGUGCCUUAAGUUUAAUUAAUUCUUUAAUGCCUGCCAGGUGUCCAAAUCAGGGGCAUGACAAGAUUAUUAAUCAUGAUGAACUUCCAUGAUGCAAGCACAAGUUCACAACCACAAAAGUGCAUCAUGGAAGGAGAUACGGAGAAACAGAGCCUGGAUUUUUUCUCAAUCAUCAACUCCAUUAGUAAAUAGAGUAGCUUCAAAUUCACAUUAUUAUGCUCUCAACUUGCUCUGGACUGUGCUAAUUACUUCUGUAGACUGUAGCUGUACGAAUAAAUAAUUCCAUUUUUUAUUUAUAAUUAUAAUCUGUGAUGGCUUCUCCUCCAAAAAAAAUAUAAAUAAAAAUAAAAUAAAAAAUCUGUGAUGGCCCACCUAGACCCACCCACACCAUCUACUAAUUAAUGGUGAAAUCAUAGGUGGGUUAGUGGAUAAAUCAUAUUUCAGUUGUCUAAGAAAAUGGGUUGCUUGGAAGAACCUUUUUCAACUGUUGAAGUCAACAAAACGCUGCCCUUACCACACCUCACACUAGCAAUUCUAGGUUUCUAGCUAAUCCAUUGAAAAAAGCAGUCCCAUUACUACUGUUGAUUGAGAAAAUUGCCAUCAAUUGUAUUGACAAAACGAGCAGCAUGAACUCGUUUUGAUUGUAAUACUUCCCAUCAUCCUUGACCAAAUAAAAAAUAAAAAAAACUUCCCAUCAUUUAAUCAACUGUAAACAUCUAAGGGCAGGGCAAUACUAGAAAUUCUCCUUUUUUUGGUAAAUACAUUAGGUGUCUCUACGUUCGAAGAGUGAGAUUAAUAGCUACUCGGAGUUCGGCUUGUUUCUGGACACAAAGUGCUUCUAACGAAUUUCAAAUCCCUGCUAUUGAGGCACUAAGUAGCUCGCCAACUGGAAGUGACAGUUUGCCAACCGCACCACACCUUUUGAAAUUCUCUUUCACUAAAACGAAAAAAAAAAAACAAUCUCUUUUGAUUUAUUAUUAUUAUUUUUUAAAUUGAUAUUUUGAGCAUGAGUGAUUCUGUCGUUUUGCACCAAAGUUUGAAUCAUAAUCCUGUUUCGGUAGAGUACUUUAUCAAAAGGGAAAAGGAAUUAAUACCCCCGGGGCUACAUAUGAAUUAAAAGCUCCUCACUAAACCAGUCUCCUCCAUCUGAACACUAUAUAAUUUAAUUGGUAGUAUUAUAUUUGAUCUUUAAAAGACGGUGAUUAGCAUUUUGAAUAACAAAUUGCCAAUUUCCAAUUGGAUUUCAAUUCAAUCGGAGUAAAAAAAAAAAUCAACCAACUUCCAAUUAUAGAAAAAGAAUCAAUUAUCAACACACACUCAAUGAAGAAUUAUUGAAUUCCCCCACCAAGAAAAAGGUCACCAACCCAAAUAGAUAUGUCCAUUAAACCUUGCUCAUUUAUGAAGCCCAACCUCUGUCUACUCCGGUCUGGCCUCUUUGUUCUCUCCUUCCCAAUAUACCCCUCCUCUGUUAAAUGCCUCUCUCACGGUUUUCUUGACACUCCCAUCAGACAAAACCCCGCUGUUUUCCUUUAGAAUACAUAUGACAGUUUUUUUAUGUUUGUUUUUCAGAAAAAAAUAUAUGCAACAAAACUAGAGCUUCCCCUUCUCAUAUUCUACUUCUACACAGAGACAAAAGUGCUUCCUCUUUUGUGUUGUUUGUUUCUGUUGCUUUCAUCGACCUGCAAAGCCACACAAGAUGAGCUCACAUUCCAUCUGAAAACACCAGAAAUCCUUAGCUCUUGAGAACCCGUUUGUUAUAUGCAUGUGCUACUUCACCUAUUGGUUAUUUGCCGUCAUUCAGUUUUGGGGUUUUCUUAUCAAGAAAAGGACCACAAACCAACCAAUUCUGCAUGUAACUUCUUGUUUUUGGAGAGUUUUAGCCUAACAAUCAUGUUUUCUUGAAACCCGAAACCACUUUACACUGUGCAGUAGUGGUCGUGUGGGAUUUAAUGGAGCUGCAGAGGCCAAGCAAGUACUUCUGAGAUGGACCCAAGACCAUUUAUGAUACUACAAUGCUGCUUUUGAAGCUCUGAGAGAGAGAGAGGGAGGGGGUUGUUUGAGGAGUUUAGUGCUGGUUUGGGUUAAACUUUGAAGCACCUUUUCUCCUGUUGCACUACUCUUUUUUUUCUUUUUCCAAAUGGGUUUCGGUUUCUUUGUUUCUCUACUGGUGCUUUCACUUUUCUUGAAGCCUUUGGCUUGUCAACAACCCAAUACAGAUGGGUUCUUUGUCUCUCAGUUCUUGCAAAAGAUGGGCUUAUCCUCUUCUCAGCUCUACAACUUCUCUGCUCCUGUUUGCUCAUGGAAAGGAGUAUUCUGUGAUGCAAAAAAGGAAUAUGUUUUUGGCUUAGAGGUUUCUCGUUUGGAACUCUCUGGUUCUAUCCCUGAUACCACUAUUGGAAAGCUCACCAAGCUCCAGACUUUGGACCUUAGCAACAACAAAAUCACUGGUCUUCCUUCAGAUUUGUGGAGUCUAGGCUCACUCAAGUACCUUAAUCUCUCCCAUAACCAGAUUUCUGGGUCCUUGCCAAACAACAUUGGCAACUUUGGUCUACUUGAAAGCUUCGACCUUUCCAGCAACAAUUUCUCUGGUGAAAUUCCUGCUGCUAUAAGCUCCCUCGUCAGUCUGCGAGUUCUUAAACUCAGCCAAAACUUGUUUGAAAAUAGCAUCCCAUCAGGAAUUGUGAGUUGCCAAUCUUUGUUUUGGAUUGAUCUCUCAUCGAAUCGGUUAAAUGGGUCUCUUCCAGAUGGUUUUGUUGCUGCAUUUCCUAAGCUCCAAAUGUUGAAUCUUGCUGGAAAUGAGAUUUCUGGCCGGGACUCCGAUUUCUCAGAGAUGAAAUCCAUUACUUCUCUUAAUAUUUCUGGGAAUAUGUUUCAGGGUUCGGUAGUAGGUGUCUUUAAGGAGCUGUUGGAGGUGGUUGACCUGAGCAGGAACCAGUUUCAAGGUCACAUUUCUCAGGUACAAUUCAAUACUAGCUACAAUUGGUCUCAUUUGGUUUAUUUAGACCUUUCUGAGAAUCAGCUUGGCGGAGAAAUUUUACAUAAUUGGAAUCAAGCCCAGAAUCUCAAACACCUUAACCUAGCAGACAAUAGAUUUACAAGGCAGGAAUUCCCAAGAAAUAUGGAAAUGCUUUUGGGUUUGGAAUACCUUAAUUUGUCUAAAACUAGUCUUACGGGUCGCAUUCCUGCUGAGGUUUCCAAAUUGAGUAACUUGAAUACACUUGAUCUUUCUCAGAACCAUCUUAUAGGCCACAUUCCAUUACUCAGUAUAAGAAAUCUCCAAGUUUUUGAUGUUUCAUUCAACAACUUGAGUGGAGAAAUCCCUGCAUCACUCUUGGAGAAACUCCCUUGGAUGGAGAGGUUCAACUUCUCUUACAAUAAUUUGACACUUUGUGCUUCUGAAAUCUCCCCUGAAACCCUCCAAACAUCUUUCUUUGGUUCAUCAAACAGCUGCCCCAUUGCAGCGAACCCGGUACUUUUAAGAAGACGAGCCACUAAGGACAACCACAAGGGACUAAAGCUUGCUUUGGUUUUGACCUUCUCAAUGGUAUGCUUGCUUGCUGGUUUGCUAUUUCUAGCAUUUGGUUGCAGAAGGAAAACCAGAAUGUGGGAAGUAAAACAACCCUCAUACAAGGAAGAGCAAAAUAUAUCAGGCCCUUUUUCAUUCCAGACUGAUUCAACUACAUGGGUUGCGGAUGUUAAGCAAGCAACUUCGGUCCCUGUAGUAAUUUUCGAGAAGCCAUUGCUGAAUUUCACAUUUUCAGAUCUCUUAUCUGCAACUUCAAAUUUUGACCGGGGAACCCUUUUGGCUGAAGGGAAAUUUGGGCCUGUUUAUAGAGGAUUUCUUCCGGGUGGAAUUCAUGUAGCAGUGAAAGUUUUGGUCCAUGGUUCUACAUUGACAGACCAGGAAACUGCAAGAGAGUUUGAAUAUCUUGGUCGAAUCAAACACCCCAAUCUUGUUCCAUUAACUGGAUAUUGUUUAGCUGGGGACCAAAGGAUUGCUAUCUAUGAUUACAUGGAGAAUGGGAACCUUCAGAAUUUGCUUUAUGACUUGCCACUUGGGGUUCAGACAACAGAGGAUUGGAGCACAGAUACAUGGGAAGAAGAUGAUAACAAUGGCAUUCAAAAUGUUGGUUCUGAAGGGUUGUUAACAACUUGGAGAUUCCGUCACAAAAUUGCACUUGGCACUGCGAGAGCAUUAGCAUUUCUACACCAUGGUUGCUCACCUCCAAUUAUUCAUAGAGACGUUAAAGCUAGUAGUGUUUAUCUGGAUUAUAACUUGGAGCCAAGAUUAUCUGAUUUUGGACUGGCUAAGAUUUUUGGCAAUGGUUUAGAUGAAGAGAUCUCUCGAGGGUCACCAGGGUACCUGCCGCCUGAGUUUUCUCAGCCAGAAUAUGAUACUCCAACACCAAAAUCUGAUGUAUAUUGCUUUGGAGUUGUUCUCUUUGAGCUGAUUACUGGGAAAAAGCCAAUUGGUGAUGAUUAUCCUGAGGAGAAAGAUGCAACUUUGGUGAGCUGGGUUAGAGGAUUGGUUAAAAAGAACAGAGGAGCAAGCGCUAUUGACCCAAAAAUUCGUGAUACAGGACCUGAUGACCAAAUGGAGGAGGCCCUCAAGAUUGGAUAUCUGUGCACAGCUGACCUUCCCUUAAAGCGACCGAGCAUGCAUCAGAUAGUUGGUCUUCUUAAAGAUAUGGAACAAACAGGUAACCAAUGAAGAACAAAUUAAGCUGAAAAAGGAAAAUGUGGGAGUUUAUUCUUUAGCUUUUCUUUCCUAUUUAUUUUUGUUCUUGUUGGCUGUUAUGGAUUCUUUUUUUGCUUCCAUGGGAAAUUGUACAGUAGCCCUGGAAAUUCAGUUUGGACUUUUGAUGUCGGUUCUCUUUGUGUUGUCAUUGUUUUGUGACAAUAAAGUUGGAAUUUAUCUAUACAAAGGAGUUUGAUUUGAGAUGUAGUUUCUUUCUUACAAUCUCAUUUA